AUGAUGAUUCUUCCGCACAACUCCACACGUCCAAGUCCUCACUCAUCCUCCUACCACUGGCAUGAGGCACAUCCUCUAGAAACGCCAGAUACUGUGCAUACAUUAUCUGAGCCCUCCACCUCUCACUUAUGGAUUGGUAGUUCUGAUCGUGUCACACGGAAAAAAUCAUCCAACGUUUCACCUUCAAGCACCAACAGCCUAGACCUUUCUGAUCGUGUCACAUGGAAUAAAUCACCCAGCGCUUCACCUUCAAGCACCAACAGCCUAGCCCUUUCUGGCGGUGUGAGGCAUCCUACGUCCAGCUUUGGCUGGUCAUCGGUCAUUCAAUCGAAAUUUCUCAAGGCUCCUGCAGCAAUACAGGGAGCUACUGACACUGGUUUCACCUUGUCAACAACUUCAAUCACGGAUUUAUCGACCCCACCAGUUGAUAUGCCUUUUAGCUCCACUGUUUCAGUAUCAAGUUUAUUUACCACCCCAACUAUCAUUAGCAUUUCAUCAGUGUCUGCUGUUUCCACCUUGCCGACUGCCAUACCGGUUCCCAUCGUGCCGAACAGCCCAUCCUCUACGGCACCAGACUCUCCUACUUUCACCACGGAAGCUGGGAACAAAGGAACUACAGUCGGAGUGAAAGUGGGAUACAUCGGAGGAGCAAUACUGGGGGCUGCUGCGGUGGCGUUAUGCCUUGUUUUAAUCAGCAGAUGGUAUCAAUCCAAGCAGACCCAAUAUCGCACGAAUCAUUGCGCACAAGAUGUAUCUCACUUCUCAGAUUGA
This is a messenger RNA of Talaromyces rugulosus, 771 nucleotides long. RefSeq lists its product as uncharacterized. The record is from RefSeq and is a predicted model, not a curated record. Lineage: Eukaryota; Fungi; Ascomycota; Eurotiomycetes; Eurotiales; Trichocomaceae. The transcript has a single exon. The coding region runs from base 1 to 771 and encodes 256 amino acids.